AGCAAGAGAAGAGAGUAGAUCCCCUCCGCCAGACCACUCAUGCUGACAAACACACCGUCCGAAACGCCUAUUCGCCUCCGUGGACGUUAGACUCUGCAGCUCUGACAGGAUGGAUUUCUUAGACAGUGGCUACCUGGACGCGCGCUCCCCAUAUGACAACACCUUCAAUUUUUGGAACGACUACCUCGGCCUGUCGACGCUGGUCGCCAAAAACAAGAUCCACAACCCGUCCUGCAGCCCCAACUCCAUAACCGAGUCCCUCAAAGCCACCCUGGGCUUGGAGGACGACUCCCCGGUUUGCUCCUGCGUAAUUAGGCACGGCAGGGACAGCGACGGACACCUGGACUGCUGCUGCUGCGCGGCCCCGGGCUCCCCGCCGAUGUCCCUCUACGAUCUCAAGGAGCGCAUCUCGCUGCUCAGGCCGUACGAGCACCUCGCUGGCGACUCGCUGCCGGGAGACAGAGACUCGCCCUCCUACGGGGGGAGCUUCGCCGGCCUCGACCUGCUCUCCAUGGACCGGAGGCGCAAACAGACUCAGAGGGGCAAGCCAGAGCCCAAGGUGUGCGUCUUCUGUCGGAAUAACGGCGCACCGGAGGAAGUUUACGGCACCCACAUCCUGAAGACGGCGGACGGCCGAGUCCUGUGCCCCAUCCUCCGGGCGUACACCUGCCCGCUGUGCAGCGCCAACGGGGACAACGCGCACACCAUCAAGUACUGCCCGCUUUCGAGGGACCAGCCGAGCCAGAGAGCGGCGAAGGGAGGCAGGCCGAUCGGCAAACGGCUGAAAAUCUUCUAAGCCAGGAGAUGAGUGAAGUUUGAGUUGCACUGUAAAUGAAUGGUGUGUAUGACAGUGGUGUUGCCCCCCUCUCUCCCAUGUCAUGCACACGACAAGCCUGGAGUGAAAAAGAUUGAAAGAAAAUUAGAUUUUUAUUAAUAUUGUUUUGCGUGCCACUGCUUCAUUUGUAAUGUGUCUAUCUUGCAACUCUGUGGCAAAUAGUUUACACUUGGAUGCAUUGCGCGCAACCCCCCCCCCCCCCCCCCCCCCCCCCCCAGCACUCUUAAGGACUUGGUGAUAAAAAAUGAACCAAAGUACUGUACAGAUCGACCUGUGAAUGACCACCUUCAUGCUGUAAUCAGAAGCACAGUGCAAGCAGCCCUGUGCAUGUCAGCGGGCUGCUCUGGGUUUAUUAUUAUUGCCAACACGAAUGAAUAUGCAGCACUCCUGAUAUGAGAUGAAUGUUUAGUCCCAUUGUAGUGCAUUGGCCUGUGGAUGGAAGAAGUCGGACAGGCCAUGCAAGAUAUACUUCUUUAUCUCGAGCACAGUUUUUUUCCUGCAGAUAAAUGUUUUCUACCAAAGGAAUACACUUUUGUAUUGAAACGUAGCCUAAAGGGGUCAUUUCUGUAUUGUUUAUAUGUUUGAUCAUGUCUUAUAUUCAUGAUGUGAUUUCAUGUGAUAUAGGAUGUUGCAGAUUUCAACUGAAUGUAAAAGGAGAUCUGAGACGCAGUUCACCUACAUGCUCUUUAAGUAGCUCCAAGCUCUAUUAUUUCAGUUCACUGUUCAAAAACACACAGAUGCUGAAUAAAUUCUCUUUUUUUUAUGUGGAAAUGUAUUUCUGCAACUCUUGUAAAUAUAUUAAAAGGGGUGCAACAUUUUUAGCAAUGCAAAGCCUGACAUUCCAAAGUCUUUAUCUGUCAAUAUAAAUGUUUUAUG
This is a messenger RNA of Cyclopterus lumpus (lumpfish), 1711 nucleotides long. RefSeq names its product nanos homolog 1-like. The transcript has a single exon. Lineage: Eukaryota; Metazoa; Chordata; Actinopteri; Perciformes; Cyclopteridae. Gene Ontology annotation, biological process: oogenesis; negative regulation of translation. Gene Ontology annotation, molecular function: mRNA binding; zinc ion binding. The record is from RefSeq and is a predicted model, not a curated record. Gene Ontology annotation, cellular component: perinuclear region of cytoplasm. Bases 110 to 796 code for a protein of 228 amino acids.